AUGGCGGCUCCCUUCCAGGUCAGGGUGCUGCAGCUCAGCGCUGGGGAAAACCUCCAAAAYAAACUCUACAGACUCCAAAAAGGUUGGAAACUCCAGUUCACUCUAUCUCCUGAACUCCAGCCAUAUGAUGUUCAUCUGUUUUGCAACUAUCCUCUUCCUGGAAAUUCAUUUGACAGGAAAAAGUACCAGGACCUGAAAUGGGUGUCUCCAGCCAAAGACAAGUGCGACAAUGGAGAUAGAUAUGCCGAGCUUAUUGUCCAUCAAGCUGGUUCGUUUCACUUCUAUCUGGAAUAUGAUGAUGGUAGGGGAGAUAGACCUUGUAAGAAAUUAUCUGAGACGAGUGGAUAUUUCACUGUAGACCCAACGUUAUACCUCAAUGACAAAGAGACUCUUCCCUUGGAUUGCAUCAGUUUACAGACUGUCCUAUCCAAGUGUCUUGGACCAAUCUCACAGUGGAUGGACCGACUACGAGUUGGCAAAGAAAGUGGAUACAAUGUGAUACAUUUCACGCCGAUACAAGAACUUGGAGGAUCAAAGUCAAGCUACUCAUUGUUCGAUCAGUUACAGCUAAACCAUCAGUUCAAUGAACCUGGCUCAAAGAAACCAGCGAGCUUUGAUGAUAUCAAAUAUGUACUCGAAAAAAUGAGAAAAGAAUGGAAAGUUAUUUCAAUAGUGGAUAUCGUACUCAACCACACUGCGAAUAAUUCCAAGUGGAUUAUGGAACAUCCUGAAUGUGUCUAUAAUGUAUCUAAUUCACCUCACUUGAGGCCGGCAUUCUUACUUGAUAGGUUGCUGUGGUAUUUCUCCUGUGAUAUUGCCGACGGGAAGUAUGCAGAUAAGGGUAUUCCACCAGAGGUUAAUAACGAGCACCACGUUCAUCUUAUUGGAGAGAUUUUAAGAAAUGAGCUGAUUCCUUCUUUAAAGCUGUGGSAAUUCUUCUGUGUUGAUGUAAAARCAGCAGUAGAACAGUUCAAGAAGGCAGUCAUGAAGAGCAAAAAGAGAACAUCAAGUCCUGAGUUGGUACCUGAGUUGGUUAAAGGUGAAAAGCUUCAAGUCAAACCAAGCUCCAAAUAUGAGAGGAACAUGGCAAUGAUAGAUAUGGAUGAGACGAAAAGCUAAUGGACUCCAACAAAGCUCCCUUCUGUAUGGCUCACCAGGGCUGGAUGUUUGGAGGAGAUCCAUUGAAAGACUUUGCUAGACCUGCAUCUAAUGCCUACCUCAGACGUGAAGUGAUCGCCUGGGGUGAUAGCGUUAAAGUGCGCUAUGGGGAGAAACCCGAGGAUGCACCUUUCUUGUGGGAACACAUGGUUAAAUACACCAAAUUAUGCGCUAGACUUUUUUCUGGUGUUCGUCUUGACAAUUGUCACAGCACUCCACUCCAUGUUGCCGAGUACAUGUUAGACGCKGCUCGCAAGGAAAACCCUGARCUCUAUGURGUGGCYGAACUCUUCACAGGGUCAGAAUUGCUGGACAACAUUUUUGUCAAUCGCCUUGGAAUAACAUCGUUAAUAAGAGAGGCUAUGUCAGCACAUGACGCCCAUGAAGAGGGUAGGCUCAUUUACCGCUAUGGCGGAGACCCUGUAGGGUCCUUUAUGGACCCCUUAUCAACCAAGCCUUUUGUACCUGGUAUUGCUCAUGCGCUCUAUAUGGAUGUUACCCAUGACAACGAAAAUCCAAUCAAGGUGACAUCGAAGAGGUCAUUUUCGAGGCAACUCUUGUGAAGAAGAAUGGUUUAAAGGAGUUCAAGAAAGAUGGCGGUUUCAUCAAUGGACUGGAGUCACAUGUAGCAGUGAUUCAGGAAAAUAUACCAAUACAGCAAUCCAAGACCUGCACUAUUAUUCGUAAAGAAGGUGCCAACAUGUGUGAGGUGGUUUUUGACCAUUUUUCUCCUGGUAGUGUCAUUGCAUUUCAAGUCAUGAUGGAACCUCGAGUUCGCAAAGCCUUGGGACAGUUAAGGUCUCUUUCAUGUGAGAUGUAUGGUGUCACCACAGGGAACCAAGAGAGCGCAAAAUCACUACAAGAGCUCAACGCCAUCAUMAGCAACCUGUCUCUCUCAGACUUGAACCGGGUGCUGUAUCGCUGCCAUAACGAGGAGGCUGAGGAAGGCAGAGGUGGUGGGGUGUACAAUAUACCUGACUAUGGACCACUAACAUAUUGUGGUCUGCAAGGAUUUCUAUCUGUUUUAACGGAUGUUCGUCAACACAAUGAUCUGGCUCACCCAAUCUGUAAGAACCUACGUGAAGGCAACUGGAUGAUGGAUUACACAGUCAACAGACUAUUACCAGUACAUGGAACUAGACAAUUAGGUGUAUGGUUAGAUAAGGCAUUUAGCCUGGUUAAAGAGUGUCCUCGCUAUCUAGUGCCCUGCUACUUCGAUGCCAUCAUCACUCCUCUCUACCUGAUGCUYCUAAAGAGAGCCUGGUCUCUUAUGUCAAGCUUUGUCAAAGAUGGUUCAACAUUCGUAAAAUCCUUGGCAUUAGGUUCAGUGCAGUUCCUUGGUCUCACCCGAUCAGCAAAUCUCCCUUCCCUCUCCCCCUCAGUUCAUUAUGGCCCCGUGUCUGGGUCAGAGAUGCCUACUCUUAUGUCUAUGGCUGCGGGAUUACCGCACUUCUCUACGGGAUUCAUGCGKUGCUGGGGACGGGACACUUUUAUUGCUCUUCGUGGACUCAUGCUGACUACUGGGCGAUAUGCUGAUGCAAAACAUCACAUCCUAGCCUUCGCUGGGUGCCUACGUCACGGACUCAUCCCCAAUCUCCUGGACGGCGGAAUCAACCCAAGAUACAACUGCCGCGAUGCAGUAUGGUGGUGGCUUCAGUCAAUCCARGAUUACUGUAAAAUAGUCCCACAAGGUUUMGAUAUUCUAAAAGCUGCAGUAGUUAGGGCAUUCCCUUCUGACAACAYCGAUCACGCGGGUAAAGAGGAGAAACCAUUACRUGACGUAAUGCAAGAGGCAAUCCAGCGUCAUUUCAUUGGCGUACAGUUCCGUGAGAGGGGAGCAGGGCCGAGCCUAGACCACAACAUGAAGGACAAAGGGUUUAAYGUGAGUGUUGGCGUCAACGAGAGGACUGGGUUUGUUUUUGGCGGGAACGAGUGGAAUGCUGGGACAUGGAUGGAUAAAGUUGGAGAAUCGAAAAAGGCGGGAAAUGAUGGGGUACCUGCAACUCCAAGGGAUGGCAGUGCUGUGGAGCUGAUUGGUCUGUGUAAGUCAGCUGUUCGAUGGCUGGGGGAGCUAAGUGACGCCAAGAAAUUCCCUUAUUCAGGAGUAUCCAAGAUGCAAGAUGGUAAGCUAGACUGGGCUUAUGAAGGUGUUUACGAUAACACCACUGACUCAACAUCUUAUAAAAGCUCCAAAGGAUUUAGUUAUCACCAAGGACCGGAGUGGGUGUGGUGUAUAGGUCCUUUCCUACGAGCACGUUUAUACUUCGCCAAAGAGUUCAAAGGAAAAAAAGGUCUCGAAGAGACUGUYAUUAAAGUCAGAAAAGCCCUGGCUCAACACAAGGUCCAGAUYACUGCCUCCCCCUGGCGAAGCCUACCAGAAAUUACAAAUGCAGGUGGAGACGUUUGUAAGGAUGGCUGCCCAGCCCARGCGUGGUCUAUAGCUUGUAUAYUAGAUGUCCUUUUUGAUAUGGAAAAAUAUCUAAAAGAGUASAGAGUGGGCAURGUAAGGUAAUAGUUCGAUAGGUAYCRYUGUGUUGUAUGACUA
Messenger RNA from Actinia tenebrosa (Australian red waratah sea anemone), 3703 nucleotides. RefSeq names its product glycogen debranching enzyme. The record is from RefSeq and is a predicted model, not a curated record. NCBI's taxonomy places the organism in Eukaryota, Metazoa, Cnidaria, Anthozoa, Actiniaria, Actiniidae. Gene Ontology annotation, molecular function: amylo-alpha-1,6-glucosidase activity; 4-alpha-glucanotransferase activity. Gene Ontology annotation, biological process: glycogen biosynthetic process; glycogen catabolic process.